AUUCUCCUAAUGACGAAAGUCUGAACAGGAACCCAGCGCGAGCGAGCAAGCGACCGAUCGUCCCGAGCGCGCGCAUGCAGGACGCGGAACGCGCCGCAUCUCACGCGCUCCUCCGGGUCUGUCUGUGCUUGCGGGACUGAGAGAGUUUAGAACGGCGGAUAGGUGAGGGGGUGGGCGUAGUCAGAUAAUCCCAUCAACACACACACACACACACACACACACACACACACACACACACACACACACACACACACACACAGACACACACAACAAAACACACAGACUCCCCUCCCCACACUUCUGAUAAUGUGUCCUGAUUGGUCAGAGGGAUCCGGCGGUGCCUCUGAUUGGCAGGAUGUUCAGGUCCGGCCCUCAGUUUCUGUCCGGGAUAUGAGGCUUCAGCUAAAAGGCCAUUCAUGAGAUUCGGCAUUCCAACAGAACGGAGGAGACGGAGGAGACCCGCGCGCCCGCACACGCACACACACACACACAUCCACCCACGCACGCACGCGUGAGCACACACUCACACACAUCCACCCACGCACGCACGCGUGAGCACACACUCGUGCAGAGAUGACACACUGACAUGCUGAGCGCAUCGGCAGCUUCAUUAUCAUCUUCUGCUUUAUUUUAUUUCUGGAACACUGAGGAACUCUGACCUCUCACACACCACAGGUGCAAAAACUUCUGCAGCUCCUUUUUUUUCUUGAAAGUUUUUUGGCCUUGGCUACACUGACAUACACACUAUCCAUUCCACAGUAGGUACAACUUUUCCUUUUUCAUCUUUCACCCUCCGUUUUUCCAGACUCCCACUGGUCGUUUCCAGCAUUUUCCUUUUUUUUGUACAUUUCUUUUAUUUAUACUCCUACAAAAAUUUUUUGGAUUUUGGAUCUGCCCGGUUAAAGCGUUGGAUCCGUCGGUGUACUGCGAUCCUCCUCCGGUGUUCGGCCCGGACCUCUGCCCCAACAUGAUCGCUGCUCAGGCGAAGCUGGUCUACCAGCUCAACAAAUACUACAACGAGCGGUGCCAGUCGCGCAAGGCGGCCAUCGCCAAGACGAUCCGCGAGGUGUGUAAGGUUGUAUCGGACGUCCUGAAGGAGGUGGAGGUACAGGAGCCACGCUUCAUCAGCUCCCUGAGCGAGAUCGAUGCGCGCUACGAGGGCCUCGAGGUAAUCUCGCCUCACGAGUUCGAAGUCGUGCUCUACCUCAACCAGAUGGGCGUCUUCAAUUUUGUGGAUGACGGCUCGCUGCCAGGCUGUGCCGUCCUGAAACUCAGCGAUGGCCGCAAGCGCAGCAUGUCGCUCUGGGUCGAGUUCAUAACCGCCUCGGGGUAUUUGUCAGCACGCAAGAUUCGAUCGAGAUUCCAGACUCUGGUGGCGCAGGCGGUGGACAAGUGCAGCUACCGCGAUUCGGUCAAGAUGGUGGCCGACACGAGUGAGGUGAAGCUGCGGAUUCGAGAGCGUUACGUGGUGCAGAUCACUCCAGCCUUUAAGUGCACCGGGAUCUGGCCCCGCAGUGCUGCUCAGUGGCCUCCACCACACAUCCCAUGGCCCGGCCCGAACCGGGUUGCUGAGGUCAAAGCUGAAGGAUUUAAUCUGCUCUCGAAAGAAUGCUACACGUUAGCUGGAAAGCAAAGCUCAGCCGAGAGCGACGCCUGGGUCCUGCAGUUCGCCGAGGCGGAAAACCGACUCCUGAUGUCCGGCUGCAGAAAGAAGUGCCUAUCGGUUUUAAAAACGCUGCGCGACAGGCACUUGGAGCUCCCGGGCCAGCCGCUCAAUGGCUACCACAUGAAGACGCUGCUGCUGUACGAGUGCGAGAAGCACCCGCGUGAGAGCGACUGGGACGAGGCGAGCCUCGGCGAUCGCAUCAACGGUGUCCUGCUGCAGCUCGUCUCCUGUUUGCAGUGCCGCCGGUGUCCUCACUACUUCUUACCCAACCUUGAUUUAUUUCAAGGCAAGGCGACGUCAGCCCUCGAGGCGGCCGCCAAGCAGACCUGGAGACUCGCGAGGGAGAUCCUGACCAAUGCUAAGAGCCUGGACAAACUCUGAGCUCUAAAAAUAAAUGAACUCAAUUAACUCGAAAACAAAAGACAUUGAGAACGGCGCAAAAAAAAAAAAAAAUAGAUCUGCAAAAACGCCUGGACAAACUCAACCAACAAACAAGACCUGGAGACUCACAAGAGAAAUUCUGAGCAAUGACAAAAACCAGGAGCGACUCGAAUAAAUAAAAACAUGCCGAGUCACCAAACUUGAACAAUUUACAAAGACAAAAACCGGGAAAAAAAGAGAGACUCUGGAACAGCACUAGGAGCCUGAACAAACUCUGGAAGAAAUGAAAACAAGGACUGGAGAAAUGUGUAGUAACCUGCAACAACUGUAAAAAUGAGGUGGAGACGAAACAAGGUGGUGAACUGUGACGACGGAACGGCAGAAAAACUCAAACCCGAGGGAGACUUUAAAAAAAUAAUCUUGGACAGAAAAAAACCCACAAUAAAUAACAAUUAAGUCGAACAAAGCGGCAUGCUGAACAUCACGUCACGUGUGCUUUCUGAAAGACUUUUCUCUCCAACCAGGACAUUUUACAGCAUUGAGAAUAAAUAAUAGACGCACAUUUCAAUCUCGUCAUGAUUUCACUUCUCAUCCUUUAUAAUGACGACAGCAGCUUGGACAAGACUGUAAAAUAUUAAUAAUAACAAUAAAAAACAACAACAAUGCAAACUUGAAAAGAGAACCUUAAUGGACAUACGAACACUCCAGACUUUUUAGAUUUUCACUGAAAGUGGACUUAAUGGAGCUGAUCGGGGAGAAAGUGUUUCGGCUGAGGCGCGAAUGGGAAAUUUUGCGAGGAGAAAAAAAAAUAAACAUGAAGGUACAUUUUAACGUCGUAACGUCUGCUUAAAUCUUUUCUUUCCUUUUUUUUCACAAAGUGAAAUUGCUUUUUAUUUAAUUACCAUGCACAAUAUCUUGCUUUAUUGUUUGAAAAAAAAAAAGACUGUAGCGUGCCAAGUUUUCCAUUUUAUGUGUCUAAAAAUUGAAAUGUUAAUAAAAUGAUAUUAAACUUAGCAAUUGUUUGUUUGUAUG
Molecule: messenger RNA, 3079 nt
Organism: Silurus meridionalis
Lineage: Eukaryota; Metazoa; Chordata; Actinopteri; Siluriformes; Siluridae
Gene: mab21l2
Product: mab-21-like 2
Exons: 1
Coding region: 968-2047 (359 amino acids)
Source: RefSeq, a predicted model, not a curated record